AUGAAGCCCACCUUUUCGCUUAUUGUGCCCGCAAGUAUCCUGCUUUUAAGCUGUUUUCAUCUUUGGAAAUGGGCCUCCAACUACAUACCUGCUACUUCUUUAUCCCUUUUCAGCGCAUUUGCCGCUAGCCCUCUACUUGAUGAUGACUAUGCGUGUACGCAUGAGUAUAGCAUCGAACUUUUGUCAGUGGACCCACUGGUAAUAUAUAUCAAUGGGUUCGUCAAGGACAAUGAGAUUGCUCAUCUUCUCCACAAGACGUCAGUAUGGCCUCGCGAUAUCAACAUCUGCAACUUCUCACACGCUGUCUACAGAAAAGAUGAUUUCUCACCCUCCUACGUCUACGAACACGACACCAAGAAGGAUAAAAUAUCUUCUCAGGUCAAUUCUACCUGGCGUACCUCUACAUCAGCUAUGGUAUCAUAUAGAGAUCCAGUAUCCCGUUGCCUCGCCAGCCGUCUGAAGUCACUGCUAGGUAAUCUUCAACACCCUGACACUGAGAGACUCCAGAUCGUCAAGUAUAAGGGCGGGGAGCGCUUCCGAAUGCAUAACGAUUACUUGCCAGUUCACCUUGAAGCGAAACAGCCAGAUGGAAGUAUGAAAAAGUUCAAUCGACUGGUGAGUACUUUUAUCUAUAUAGGCGACGAGUGUACUGGGGGAGAAACGUACUUUCCUGAUAUCAAGGGGGUUGGUCCGGAUGCCGACGGAGAUAAGUUUUCAAGAACUGAAACUGGCAUGGGGCUCUUGGUGAAGCCCAAGAAAGGAAACGCGGUACUAUGGCACAAUGUGCAUCAAAACGGGACUCGUGAUGAGAGAAUGGCUCACGCAGGAUUGCCGGUCCGAAAUGGCACAAAAAUUGGUAUGAAUCUAUUUGGGAUUUACUACCCGGAUGAGCCGAUUGUAGGUGGUAGCCAUGUUUAG
Molecule: messenger RNA, 918 nt
Organism: Fusarium mangiferae
Lineage: Eukaryota; Fungi; Ascomycota; Sordariomycetes; Hypocreales; Nectriaceae
Exons: 2
Coding region: 1-918 (305 amino acids)
Biological process (GO): peptidyl-proline hydroxylation to 4-hydroxy-L-proline
Cellular component (GO): endoplasmic reticulum
Molecular function (GO): iron ion binding; L-ascorbic acid binding; procollagen-proline 4-dioxygenase activity
Source: RefSeq, a predicted model, not a curated record